Paralichthys olivaceus (Japanese flounder) is the source of this 1543-nucleotide messenger RNA. RefSeq names its product MOB kinase activator 2. Gene Ontology annotation, molecular function: protein kinase activator activity. Gene Ontology annotation, biological process: signal transduction; positive regulation of protein phosphorylation. The record is from RefSeq and is a predicted model, not a curated record. Gene Ontology annotation, cellular component: nucleus; cytoplasm. NCBI's taxonomy places the organism in Eukaryota, Metazoa, Chordata, Actinopteri, Pleuronectiformes, Paralichthyidae.
GAGGAGCCUGUGGGGUGUGGGACUCCAGACAAAGGAGACAUAUACACACUGACACUGGAUAACUGGAGACGCAGACAGCUGCACAGCUUCACUUUCCGCACACGAUCCUCAACUCCUGCACCACUUUUCUCUCUGUGUGUUUUGGAAAACUUUUUUUGGCCGUGUGUGUUAAAAGGGGACAUUGUGUGUGUCAGCUGUAUGGCUCUGUUUUGUGAGCUGAGAGAUACUGUGUUGGAACUGUGGUGGUUGUCUUCUGCUGCUUGUAGUGUGAAGUAGUGUGCAUGUGAGUGUGUAUGAGUGAGCAUGAUCGGGAUGGGAAAGGGGGGCUGGCUUGACCAACUGCUCUGGUCUUAGCUUUGCGCCAUGGGGGGUUGCCAUAGUUACCCCUCGGCGACGGAGGCAGACAGCAAGACUCUCCAGCCUUCUGACAUCAGCAAUGACAAACUGGGAAUUAACAACAAUAAUCUGGAGGAGCGUCCGUAUCUGCAGCAGGAGAAUGUGUGCCAACAGAUCACACACACAGACAUGUUGGUCCUCACGGCACUGCCACCAGGCGUAGACAACGCUGAGUGGCUCGCCAGCAACACGGUGGCAUUUUUCAAGCACAUAAACCUGUUCUCCAGUGCACUGUCCGAAUUCUGCACGCCCACCACCUGCCCAACUGCCUGUGGACCUGGCAACAUGAUUUAUGUCUGGACUGAUGACCACGGCCGGAAGCUGAAGUGCUCGGCUCCGCUUUACUUUGACUAUGCCAUGUCUUACAUUCAGGACCUACUCACUGAUGAAGAUGUGUUCCCCACAAAAGCAGGUUCAGCGUUUCCAACAGGUUUUGUCUUUCUGGUCCAGAAGGUGUUUUUGCUGUUAUUCAGGACCCUGUCCCACAUUUACUGGUCCCACUACAGAGAGACAGUUGCUCUGGGUCUGCAGGCGCAUCUCAACACACUCUUCACACACCUUACGCUCUUCUGCCAGCAGCACGCUCUGCUCGAGCCGGAAGACACCAAGCCGCUGCAGGACCUCAUCGCAGCUCUCGGAAAGCUAGGCUGAAACUUAAGAGGACACAAACGCACAUUUUCAUCACAUACUUUCUGAUUGUGAUUCUAGUGUCUCUGAUCUCUCUGGGCCAAACUUCAACUUUAUUCACAGCAUGGAUUUUUUUAAUGGUCUGGAAGUUUUAUCCAGUUGUAUAUAAUUGUCAUCAGUUAUUCUAAUAAUGUGUAAAACAUUAAUUGUGCAUGUUUGUGUAUUUUAACAUAAUGGUGCAUUAUUUUAUUUUGAUAAGGUCAAGAUCUUCAAGGUCAAUCACGUGUUCCUCGUUGACUUAACACAGGAAUCCUUUAGAUAAACAGUUGUCACCUGACUCAGACAAUUUACAGUUAAUAUGAACAAAAUGAUAAUAAUUUCCACAAACCUAUAACGGUGGUGUGUCCAUGCAAAUGUGAUGACAUUAUUGUGGCUGCAUCUAUAUUGAAUGGCACAGCUCAUCUCUUAAUGUAUGACUCUGAGCUCUGUAAUGAACAUUAAAGAAGGACACUUUUCUGGA